AACCUGUUACCAGGUUGUAGGUCUUCAAAGCUAUGGCAAACAUAAGAGUGCUUUGUUUAUAGUCAGACUGUGCAUAGAGCAUUUGAAAGAAAUAUUCAAACUGAUUUUCAUAUUUCAAAAAUUUUUGAACAUUUGUGAAUUUUGUUGUGAAUUUUGAUUAUGAUACAAAGUGUCAAGAAAUUAUCCUUACAUUCAAAAAAAAUUGAAACCUUGAGAAAAUGAUUAGAGACAACAGGGGACAGAGAAAAGAACAAUGCAUUUCAGAUGAUAAAGAGCAUUAGACAAAUUUUGCUUAUUUAAUUGCUUAACAAAAAUAUUCAUCAAAUGAACUUUGUAGCAGAGAGUUUCCGAAUGAAAGAUGACAGAUAGCUUGCUUAUUCUAACUGGAAACCAAUGAUAACCACUAAUUGAAAAUUUUGUGUAAAUUUUACAAAAUUUUUCUCUAAGAAGCAUAGCAAAUAUGCCAUCGUUCUGUUUCAAUUCGACUUCACAAUCAUUCGAUAUUAUAUCCCCAAAUACGGUUAAAAAAGAUAAAGAUGUUCGCAAAUUUCUACAAACAUUUUGGUCAUUUCGUCUUAACAUUCAAAUAACACAAAAUUCGGAUUUAAAAGAAUUGAUGCAAGAAAAUCUUGCUAUGAUAUUUUGGAGCUAAAGAAUGGUGUUUCUAAUGCCCUUUUUUAUUGCACAUUCAAAGUUUGAGGUUUUUUCCAAAUUUUAGACCAUCUGUCAAAAGCUAAUAUGCAGCAAAUAUCUGUAUUUUAUGUGCAGUAAAAAUAUAGACUUUUAAUGAGAUAUAUAAACUGCAGGAAGUGAUUUUUUAGAAAAUAAUUUUGCUAGCUCUUUCAUGUUUGAGCUGUUAAUCUAAAAAAUGCUACACCAAAAUUUACAAUUUCUUUCCGUGUUACCAAGCUUAAAUUGUCUUUGCUUAAGGCAGAUGGUUUCUGUAAUCUAUCAUUGUUAACGUGUAGAAAACAAAUUGGUUUCGAAUCACUUCGGCAAAGGCUCACAAACCAAAGUAAAUUUACUGCCAGCAUUAGCAUAUAGAAAAAAGUUUUAUAAUUGCACCCAACGCGUUCAAGCAGCAAAUAUUUUGCAAAUUAUGAGGCAACGCAUAUUAUGAUGUAUCAUCACGCAAAAUGUAGUUUUUUUCUUUCGCAAUCAAUUGAAGGAGAAAGGUUUAUGAAAAAAAUGAGGUGACGUCUUAUAAAACAGAUUUUUUAAAAAAAAAAGUUUACAAAAAACCUCCAAGCACCUUAAAAUGCAACCUCUUUCUUGCAUUCUUCUCUCUAAACAUCAUGUGAUAUCGAUUUUCUUAUAUACCAUGUUCUUCGUUUGUGUUUUUGUAAAACAUCUCGAAAAUCAUAUUUCGAAAACUUUAAAGAUUAUAGAAUUAUGUAAAUCAGCGGUGUCACUCUUUUCGGCCAAACUUGAGCUCCUGUUUUCAUCUUUAUAAGAGAUGCAAAAAUCAAAGCAAAAAACAAAGAGUUCUGCAAAUUUUGUGUGUACUAGAACUUACAUAGCUUUUUACAAUUUUUAAUGAUAUGUACAAAGAGCUUGGAGCCAAAGAAGGAAAUCUAGCAUUGAAACAUUUUUUAAAAGUAGUUCGGUAAAGUUUCUUUCAAGAUGUGCUUUUAUUUUUGUCAGCCUGUGUGCUUAAUUGAAUUUUCUAUAGUACUUUCAAGACUUUACCUAAUUAAGUACCUAGUUUAGAACGUAGACAUCAAUUGGACAAAAAACGGCAAUGAAACUGACAUUAUUUGACCAAAACUUGGUGGUAUGCGUAAAAACUGACCGGCUGGUUGUUGAUAAUGACAGCAACCACUGAGGUGAAAAUAUUUUCUUCAGAAAAAUUUACUUUACCAAGCAGAAAAGACAAGGCAGUUGAUUACAAUAAUGUACGAUGGGUGUAAGUAUCAAAUUUAUGACUUUUAUAUAAUUGGAAAUCUUUUUCUUUUGGUAACAGAGGUAAGAAUUAUAGCUAUCUCUUCUGCAAUAAAAAGUUUAGCAGGACCUAGAAAAGGCUUUUUAAGGCGAGCUUAAAGAACAAAUUCCUUCUAUCUUGGCGCAAAGAAGCCUUCAUUUAGACUUCGAUUUAAAAAUCAUUCUACUUGUUAGACAAACUAUUCUCCUUAGAAAGUUCCAAACCAUUCUCCUUAGGAAGUUCCAAACCAUUCUCCUUAGGAAGUUCCAAACAUUCAUAGAAUUUAUACUGCGCCAGCAAAAAACCUGGCUAGGCUUCCCAUGAUAGUUACAGCCAUGCUGUUAACACUUCAUUCAAAUAUAGUUUUUUGAGCAAUCUUCACUGAAAACUGUAACAUAAACUCUCUAUGCCUAGACCUGCUGAUAUAGAUCACCUUAACACAAAAUGAGUAAAAUUGAAACAAAUAAAGUCCACUUCAGUCUCAACCGUGAAACGUAUAUCUUUAGCUACUUCAACACUCGUAAACCAGUGUCAAUAUCUUACGUAUUAAUCAAUCAUUGGUCGAAGGUUCCUAGCAGAGUGGAUGCAUGGGUGUAUAGUCCGAUGAUCAAAAGAAAAUUUUAAUUGCAGCAUCGUAAAGUCGACCCGUGACACAUCCACUUAUAACAAUGGUUAAUUCACGAUUGUUAUAGCUAUUCAAAGAGAAUGCAUUUGACUAAGAAUGCAUUCGCAAAAUGAGCAGUUUCUUAUUAUUAAUUGUCACAGCUCUACAUCAGCUUUUAGUUCUUUUUAGCUGAGAAACAGGUGCAUUCAUCAGACAGGCUUACACAGAAGAGACGCAUUUUGCAGUGUUUGAUCUUCAAUUGUCUUUUUGUGCGAAAUACAUAAGCAAGCGUGGCCGGCCUUAAUUUAAAUCACUUUCUGUGUAGACUCAAGCUUUUACCAUCAAAGUAUUUACCUAGUGUUCACAAAUGGCAAGAAACUGGCCGCCGAACAGCGCCAGAAUGAUCGCACCCGAUCAUCAAGCUGGAGAUUAUUAUUUUUGUUCAACUUUAAUAUUUCUAUAACGCUUCUCCUGUUAAGAAGCUCAAUUUUAUUGCAAAAAAACAGCUGCUAGUAUUCUCGUCCUUCUUCAAAUAAUCGUCAAUCUCUGAUCACCUUAAUUCAUAAUAUCAAAUCCAUUUGAUGAAAAUUCGCGCCUACGUCGAAAGCAUUUCUCAGCUUAGAGCUUUUAAUCAUAGGAGUAUGGUUAGUAUUAUGUGUAAAAACAUUUACUCGGCUCAUAAUCCUUUCAAUGAUGCAAACAAAAACGCUUUCUUCAAGUGAUGUCAAUGCACAUAAAGUUAGAAGCUUUCUUAAAUAUAUUAUUGCGGUCCUUUGCAAAGGCCUGCCGCUAAAAGCACACCAUUACUGAAAAGUAUCACUCAAGUUUUGUUGAGAGUUGAAUCCAUUUUUUUGGGUCCGGAAAAUGAGCAAUCUGACGGGCAUCCAACAAGAAUAAGCAAAACUUCCGUUAUCUCUCAUCAUUGCCACAUCUGUUACAAAUUCAGAGAUCCAAAUAUUUGUAGAAUGAUAACAGGCUUGAGAGAUUUAAAAGUUUUUCAAAGUCUUAUUUGAUUUAAAGAGAAAAUAAACCAACCUACAUCGAUUCAUGAUUUAUGUUAUGCUUAUAUUAGCGGACCUAAUUUUUAAAACAUGAUUAUUCAAUGAAAAUUUAGAAAGAAGAUUGCCAAAAAGACAGUUAGAAGUGAAAAAAUUUUGACGGUUCAAAAUUUGAAGAUGGUUUUGAAAAAAAUGAAAAUUUUGCAACAUGCUAAAAGUUUUUUCGUUUUUAAAACAUGAUAGGCCAAUGUCGAUCUACAAAAGGAUAUAUGAACAAUUUUUUUGCGGUACAGAAUUUGAAAAUGUCUUUGAAAAAAGCAAAGAUUAUACAACAUACUAAAAGCUUUUUCGUCUGACACUCCUCAGAGCAAAAAACGUCAGAAUAAGGGUCCGAAAGAACACGAUAAAAAUAUAUAUAUACAUAGUUGUGGAUCGAAAUAGGCCAAUCAGAAAAACGCAAGCACAAGACCGGUAUAGUUGACCAAUCAGUGCCGCGAGCCUAAAGAAAAAUUACCACUUGGAGAGCCGACCGGGCUCUGCCAAUUAUCCGAAACAUGUCGUCAUUAUAGAGUUUUGCACAACCUGGGUUAUCUAAAAGAUGUUGACCGAUGGCAGAAUCAUUUGUUUAAACAGUGUUUCUAGACCUUCAAGAUCGAGGAGGCUGUUCUCUUUGAGGGGCAGUUUUGUUUCUUAUGUUGAAAGGAACAUGCUGUUUGAUCCUAUCCCCUAAUCUUUGGGCUGUGCGUCCUACGUAGCCAGAAUCACACUGGCACGUAAAUUCAUAAAUGACGAAACUUUUUUGGUUGGUAGGAGCGCAAUCCUUUUGAAUGGAUGGAAGGGCUCUCCUAGUGUUGUAAACAAUGCGAGGAUUGACAGCAAAGAAACAUUUAGUUAUGGCUUGCCUAAUCUGACUCUCGAAUCGCAAGGAAGUGUUACCAAUCCAUGGUAGUUUCAAAUAAACUGGGCACUUUUGCGGACCAAACUUUUGAACAGCCGAAAAACUUGAUCUUCUCCUUAGUAUAAGAUAAAAUGACGUCUUCUGAAUAGCCCUUGUCCAGAAAAAUCGUUUUAAGUUUUUCCAUUUGCACGCUGAACUGAUUGUGCAGAUUUAGGGCUGAGUACUUUUUUCAUUGACCAAUUACUUUACUUGAACAAAAAUCUAAUAGAUUAAAAAAGAUAAAGUAUGAAGGACAAAAAUCACCUAUGACCCUCAAAAAUUCAGCCUCUUAAGUAAAAAAUUCCGAGUUAACAAUUUAUUUUGUUUAUCAUUUCAUAGUUUCUUUCCAUUUUGCAGUAUCAAUAUAGGUCAAGUUCCAUUAAUUAUAUAUUCAAAAUAACCCUCGUAACCAAAAAUUAUUAUGAUAUAGCCAGAAAAAUGAUCAGUCAGUCUGGUUUGAGACAUAUUACAAUACCAAGAUUAUGAAUAUAAAGUAAAAAUGGAAUAAUAGAUACACAACUGUCUAUAUUAAGUCCUUUGGGGCUUUUGAUGAUUUGUUCUUUUGUUCAAGACCGUUUCAGAUUUCGGCACGAUUGUAGGAAAGUGCUUUUUGGCAAUCAACUUUUCCAGUAACGUUAUUCAAAUAUUAGGUUCGUGUUAGCAAGGAGACCGCUCUCUAUCGGACGAACAUUUUCAAAUAACACAGCAAAUUUUCGCAGCAUACAUUUGACGUCAACUAUUUCAAAAAAUCACAAUUUUUCCAGAUUGCAAGUAUUUGUAAUAGGAGAUGACCUAUUGAAAUCCGAAAAUUUUAGAUUACAGAUUAGCUACGAGACAGUUCGUGAUACCAGAUUUCAACAAGAAACGUCGUGCCUUGAGGGCAGGGGGGUAUGUGCCCCCCUUUCAUCAACCAUUCGGCAAUUUGUCCAAAAUUUCAUAUCUGUUCGGCAAAAUAAUAUUUGUAGCUCUUAGAAAUGCAAGAAGCUCAAAGGAACUUAUCAGCAUUAGAAGGAAGAUAUAAACCGAAAAUGUUAACUAAAGACAGCAAAUCUGUACAUUUGUACGGUAAAUGGCAAGCUUGCCAAUUGGUAUCACCAAAUCCUAGUGCAUCUUUUUAAAGCUCAAAUGUGUACGAAACAGGCUGCCAUCAACAAUAGGCCUUUCUUUAGAUUCUUAAGAGAUUAUCUAUAUGGAAGGAAAUGACUACAAGAUAUCAUUCUAAAAUUUAUUUGGCAAUCUGUUCUGCCAACUUUGCAAACCGGAGAUCCACUUCUUUUCCGUUUUGCCCCAGGGCCUCUUUGACUUCUAUGUUGCCUUGAACAUAACUGAUGCAAUACUAGCCAGUGCUAAAUAAUCAAAACGACAAUAUACCAUGAAAUUGAAACUGCAUGCGAACUAGAUAUAUUAUUUUAUUUGCAUAAUGAUUAGCCAAACAUUUUAUCGGAUUCUGUGAAGCAAGAGUGAUUUUCUAACAUAUUUCCCACUGAAGAGAACAAUGAAACUUGGUAUAAAAAUGAAAGAAGAAAGUAGAGCUUAAUAGAAGAAACAAUUUAAACGGCUUUGAAGAAGUUAAAAUUAUGUUUAUAUUAUGAAAGACUUAAAUGAGAAAUCAAUUGUGAUAUAAAAUUUCAUUUAUAUUCUUCUAGUUUUUAAAUAAAACAUAAAUAAAGCAAAGCAAUUUUAACUGGAAGAGAUCUUACAGCUUAAAAAUCUUAAAGUUUGAAAAGAUAGGAGUGGAGGGUGCAGUGAAAUGCUCAAAGGCAAUGGCUUUUACCACUCUCUUAUGCAGCAGAUAAAUAGGUUUUAUAUGAACAUCAUGUGUAAAGCCCCAGGCUAUUAUACCAUACUGAAAAAAAGAAGAGAAAAAUUAAUUGUAUAGACAGAUUAAAACAUCAAAUGGAAGAAAAUAUCUUACCUUGAAAAACAUGCCACAUGUUCUAGCAAAUUUUUUUGAAGGUUCAGAUAAAUGAUAUUUUCAACUAAGUUUUUCAUCUAGAAGAACACCUAAGUGGCAGUGCAAGAAGAACAUUUAGAAAGAAAUUUUACUUAUCUAGAUUGCUGUAUCAGUUCAUUUCCAAUUUCAACAUUUGCUGUUUCUGAUGAUUAAUGUCGCUGAGACUGAUGAAAUUGGUUUUAUUACCGUUUUUUUUUCAAAAUGUCUUCUUUGUCUUUCCAUUUUAAAAGUUUCGCCACUAUUGGGCGUUGUAGAUCUUUCUGCUUGUUUCCACUUGGACCAACUCUGUGGCAGCGAUAAAUCUCAAACUUUACGGUUCGGCCCAGUUUAUCUUUGAUUACUUGCAUUACAAUCUGCCCUGUAUCAUCCGAGGUUUUUUCCUGUUGCUUGUCUUCUGGUCAACCAAUGAUUCGCACAUUGCAUCUCCUACUCUGGUUUUCUAGGAACUCGAGUUGAUCUUCAAUGGAAUCAGCAAAGUCAUUCAUUGUGUUCAAGUUGUCACCAUUUGCACAAACAAUCUGAUUAAUUUUCUCCGUUGACUUUUCAGCUUCAUCCAAUUUCGCCUUGGAAAUCUGAAAUCUCGCUUAAAGGUGAUAAAUGUCUUUCCUAAUGGAUUUCAUCUCAUCCUUGACAUCCUGAAUAAGAAGCACAAAAUUUGACUUGAAGGCUUCGGCUUGACUUUGUAGCAACGUCUUCAAAACUUCAAUCGUAACAAAUUUAUCAUCCAUGAUUGAUCAAAAUCCAUGAUUUCAACCGAAUGCAGCGAAAACCAAAGAAAACUAGUUUACUCGUAUUUUUUAACACUCUGAAACAUUUUUUAUUGAAAAGGGACUUAAAAAUGUACCGCAAUUUUACGUCAAAUUACUAUAGACACACGGCUUAGAUAGGCUGAUCCAAUACUUUUAGUCAUUACAAUGUUCAUCUUUUACAUAGUCUCCACAAUAAAACCUACAUAUGAGCAUUUUCCAUAAAAAUUUGAAUAUUUGCGUUUUCAUUGAUGCAUCUUUAAGACAUAUUUUGACUUUUUUACUACAUCUCACUAUUAUAUGUCAAAACAUUAUUGCACACUGCGGACUGAACAAAAGCAAUUUCGCGCUGUUUUUCAUAUCAUGCCAGAUGUAUCAAGACAGGUUGAGAUGAAUUCUUUAAAUAUGUGAUUUUGCGCAACAAUUGACGUAGAACUCAGCAAACAGCUUGCCUCAGCAAACUACUUGCCUCAGCAAAGUGAUUGUUAAGCUAAAGACGUAUAUAAACGAUAAAAUCAAUAGAGGAAUAAACCAUUGUUUAGUGACAUAAAUUAGCCAAUCGGAAGCACCUGUUCAAGUGAGCAAGAGCAAGUGGCUGCGGAAAAACAGGUCGCUCAUUUAAGAUUUAAAAUUUGAAGUAAUUUGUGCAUCUAUACAUACAUAUCUUCGGAGAGGAUUUGUGAAAUUUUUGGACAUAUAUUUUUUGAGCAACAAUUAAAAGCUGUGACCCAAGAAAGAAUGGACUCUGAUGGAUUAGAUCAAGAAGUCCCAUAUGGGUAUGCUCAGACUCCGGCCAACUUUGACUGUAAAGAGCAGGAAAAAGAUGAAACUGUUAAAUAUUCUGCAACUGUCUCUAAGCAAGUCACAUCAGAUCCAACAUUGGUCAUUGAUUCUCAAGAACUAUUUCAAGAUUUGGCUCAAAUGCAAGAUCAAUGGAUUCAAGAAGCAAAAAAAGACGAGCAGUUUGUUCCUGAAGUCCAAAAUUCAAGAAAGCUAGCAGCUGCAUCUCAAGAAGUUAAAGGAAUAAUUGGGAAACGGUCAAUUGUUAAAAUAGAGGUUGAACAAAAUGCAAACAUAUCAAGCUGCUGCGUAGUAAAGACAGAGCAAUGCAAAAUGGAAGAUAAUCCAUACAUGAAAAUAGCCUCUACUCAGUAUACAACCCUCACUCCCGCACAAGCACCAACAAAACUUUCGUCCAUAAAACGGCGUCAAAUUGGAGCUGAGAUACAAGCAUAUUCAACUGUAUCUGACUCAAUGUCACUUGCUUAUCAGACAUUGUCAGCAGGGUCCUCUCUGUCAAACGGGACGCAUUCAACGUAUGCCAUAAGUAGGCCCGAAUCUUCAUUCCAUUCAUACAUGAACCAAGGUAGAAGUCCUGAUUCAAAAACUGCACCUCAUGUAUCGCAUACACCAGCUUUCAAAAUUGAAGAAGCAAGCAUCAGCUACAGGGAAAAUUUUAAAAGAAGAACCGAUCAGCAAAGAGCUUGCUCCGGACAAUCAUCAGGACAAGCAGAGUAUUUUGGAGUAUAUUCAAGUUUGCAAGAAGCCUGUUAUGAAUCAAGCAUGCCACCGACACUCGAGGACCCUAUCAACGAUAUUCGAUUGAAGUACCAUCAUUUCUAUGGAGGGACAACAAGAUAUCAUGCUUACAAAGGCCUUGCUGAACAUCAACCCUAUCAUAGAAGAGGGUCUUUACAAUUGUGGCAGUUUCUAGUGGCCCUAUUGUCAGAGCCAGAUUGCCAGCAAUACAUUGCAUGGACUGGAAGGGGUCUCGAGUUCAAAUUGAUUGACCCCGAAGAGGUAGCCAGAAGAUGGGGAAUUCAGAAAAAUCGACCGGCUAUGAACUAUGACAAACUAAGUCGAUCAUUAAGAUAUUAUUACGAGAAAGGGAUAAUGCAGAAAGUAGCAGGAGAAAGAUACGUUUAUAGGUUUGUUUGCAGUCCGGAAGCUCUCUUCAACCUUGCAUUUCCAGACGGCAUGAGACCUUUGCUUAAACCAGAAUGCCACCAGCCAAACAAGGUGACGGAUCAACAAGUAAUUUCAACUUCACGUGACCAAUAUAAUUUCCAAACGUAUUUAAACAAGGUUGGACCUUCGUGCAGGCACCCUUCUUGGAACAAAAACAUUAACUGUGUGUAUCAGUAGCGAUUGUGACAGGUCGGCCAUGUUAAAUUCAUUGGGGCAUUGGGUAAUCCAGCCAAGAACCAAGGGGUUGAAUAGCUAGUAGCAAAAAUCGUAGAAAUGAUACUGAACAAACUGGUAAAGUUUGAUAUAUAAAAGAUAUCUCGCGAAGCUUGACACACUCUCUCAAUAUGCAAGAAAUUUUGAUGAAUAUCGAAUUAACACAAAGAAUGAAAUGGAUUCAGCCUUGACCACCAAAAAUCAUGAGAAAUGUAUUUGAGGGACUUUUAUGAGAAAUGCAAAAUUUUUCAAUUCAAGCUCUUCUUAAUGCCAGACCGCCCAUUAACACUUGAGAUUGCAACUUAUACUGUAAUUCCUUUUCAAUGCAGCUUACGAAAAAAUUUUCAUGAUAAGGAAACGCGAACCAAAAUUGCAAAGACAGCUUUGCACAGAAGGUAAUGAUAUAAAUGUCACAUAUAUAAAUGAGGGAAGACAAUCUAUAUGAUUUAAUAAAACCCAGAAAAAUUUCAAAAUUUUACAAUAGCUGGUUUCAAUAGACUAUCUCGGAAGAGUUCACGAACUAUUUUUACUCUUUGCCAGGGCCUAAAAGUGGCAAAUGUCUUAAUUUAACAUUGAGUCUAAAUAAAUUUUUAAGUAGAAUUUGCUACCUUCCUCUUGUAUUCUUUACAGUAUCUAAGUUGAAGUGGAUAUAAAUCAAAACCUGGCCUAAAUUUUUAAAGCAAAUUGGCUAAAAAAUUUUUGAAAACUUUCUGUAUAUUUAUGAAAAGCAUCGUAUCGUUCCAAUCAAAGAACGAAACUUUCUGUAGCACAUCAAAUGACAUCUAAAAAGCAGCUGACUUUUAAGGAAGUUAGUCACUUUUUAAUACUUAUAAGAUAUUAUGUAUAUAUUGUAUCUAUUUGAUUAUGUAAAUCUGGAGAGUAGUAUUGCAUGGAAAUAUUGUAUUUAAAUUGAAUAAUAUCAUAAACAAAAUUUCCAAAUUUAAUUUUUUCUUUCAAUGUAAUACUGUUUAUGAGGCAAAGGAAAAGAAGUCGCUCGUAUUGCAAUGUUUUGGAUAGUUAAUGAGACUGAUUUGCUGAAUGAAUAUCAGCAGAGUUAAGCAAUCAUCAUUAUCAUGUUCUACGGAUCACUUGAACAAAAUAUUUUGGUUUUCUUUGUAAAACAUCGAAUUAUGUUAAAAGUUUUCUGGACAAUGACUCUGCCUACAAAUCGAGCAAGACUGAAAAAUGUUCAAGAAGUGAUUAAUACAACAAAUAUUUUCCUGCAGAUAUCUACGAAGCUGCAGAGGUUUGUUGAAAAAAUAUAUUUUCUCGGCCGACAAAAGUGCUCAAUAUAAUCGAAAAACCAUGAACAUUAAUACGCAGGCAACCUCACUUUGGAUCUAGCAAAAUAACAUAAUACUCCUAAAGUAGGCAAACGGUAGACUACCUAAAAAAAUGAAAA
This is a messenger RNA of Rhopilema esculentum, 10743 nucleotides long. RefSeq lists its product as uncharacterized. The record is from RefSeq and is a predicted model, not a curated record. Gene Ontology annotation, biological process: regulation of transcription by RNA polymerase II; cell differentiation. Gene Ontology annotation, cellular component: nucleus. NCBI's taxonomy places the organism in Eukaryota, Metazoa, Cnidaria, Scyphozoa, Rhizostomeae, Rhizostomatidae. Gene Ontology annotation, molecular function: sequence-specific DNA binding; DNA-binding transcription factor activity, RNA polymerase II-specific.